Vitis riparia (riverbank grape) is the source of this 1172-nucleotide messenger RNA. Its product is annotated as H/ACA ribonucleoprotein complex subunit GAR1-like. Gene Ontology annotation, molecular function: RNA binding. The transcript is spliced from 9 exons. Lineage: Eukaryota; Viridiplantae; Streptophyta; Magnoliopsida; Vitales; Vitaceae. Bases 109 to 876 code for a protein of 255 amino acids. The record is from RefSeq and is a predicted model, not a curated record.
UUGGUGGCGCAUUAUCCACCCAAUAUAUAAACGUUCGAAACGGCGUCGUGAGCGCAAUACCAUAGACCGAGCCGUACUCCAGAGAGAGCGAGGACACAGCUUCCAACGAUGGAUCGGUACCAGAGGGUGGAGAAGCCAAGGACAGAAACACCUAUAAACGAGAACGAGAUUCGGAUUACUACUCAAGGCAGAAUGAGAAAUUACAUUACCUAUGCCACCACUUUGCUCCAGGAGAAAGGUUCUAAUGAAAUCAUCCUUAAAGCAAUGGGUAGGGCCAUCAAUAAGACGGUGAUGAUUUCUGAAUUAAUUAAGAGAAGGAUUGUUGGACUUCAUCAGAACACAUCAAUUGGAUCAACCGAUAUAACGGAUAUGUGGGAGCCAUUAGAAGAUGGCCUUCUUCCCCUAGAGACUACCCGUCACGUUUCAAUGAUCACAAUUACUUUGUCAAAGAAGGAGCUGGAUACAUCCUCCACUGGGUACCAGCCUCCUAUUCCUGUUGAUCAAGUGAAACCAUUGAAUGAGCUUGAAUAUGAAGGAGAUUCACCUGGCAUGCGAGGCAGGGGACGUGGUCGAGGAAGGGGUCGCGGGAGAGGAAAUUACAAUGGAGUAGGGGGGGAAUAUAAUAAUGGAGAUGGUUGGGAUGGUGGGCGUGGGUUUGGUGGUAGAGGUCGAGGCCGUGGAAGAGGACGUGGUUUCCGUGGUCGAGGAAGAGGCUAUGGUGGUGGAGAUAUGCAAUAUGAGUCAGGUGGUUACUAUGACUACGGUGAUUCAGAAGUGCCUGCCCAAGGCCGUGGUCGUGGUCGUGGCAGGGGAAGGGGCCGUGGGCGUGGUCGCAAUUUCAGAACAGAAGGGCCACCUCAAGCAAUAGCUGCUUGAGCAGUAUAAGGUGCUGUGGUACUAAUAUGGAGUUGGAAUACAUGGAUGCCUGCUCUGCUUGUUGUGUCUUCGUGCAGUUCACAGAUAUUUAUAGGCAUUGUGGUAUGGCUUUUUAAAGUUUGAAGUGUUGCAGUCAUGGUGCUUGCAGCUAUGUUUUUGUAGGUAGCAAAGUAGGAAUAUCCUCUUAUUUAUUGCUGACCAGGUUUUUUACAUAUCUAGAAAAAGGUUGUACAAUUUCUUUGGCCCUUUUUUUUAUAGGAAUAAUAGAGCAGUACAUUCUUUUAUUCUUACCCCAA